UUUUCUCCAAUUGUUCGCAGUUCCAGUGGCGGACCUACUGCAAAAGGAGACGUGCACCUAUAUCUACGCUCGUGAGGAUAUUCUCGACAGCUUCAGAUGAUGGAUCGAUCAUCCGUUCCAAAUUCCCUUCGAUGUUAUCGAUCUGGGCUCAGCUCAAAUACGCGAGUGCCAGUGGCGGACCUACUGCAUAACGGAACGCGAACCUGUAUCUACACUCGUGAGGAUUUUCUCAGCAACCCCUGUGAUGGAUCCACCAUCGCAUCCAAGUUCCCUUCGAUCGUAUUGAUUAAUCGCAUGGACACAGUUCAAACAAACGAGGGAGGUUCGACAGUUUUCGUCAGUUGGCGCCCUUAAAAUCGUCGUUACUAAGAUCUUGUAAUGGAUUGGGCCCUCAACGGUGUAAAUACGACGGUGCCACGCAAUGCAGGUCCCGAAUGUGCGAAUUACUUAAGUCCGCUCUGGCAAAAGAUAGAAACUGUGAUAGUGCUUUCCGCGGCGAUUGGGUUAUUUAAAUGGGGCUACGAUAGGAUUUCCCUGCCGAGAGCGGCCUAUGUUCGCAGGGACCGAUCUGGACGAAGGGCUCUGCUAGUAUUAAUGUCGAUAAUAUGGGGCAUGGAAAUAGGGUAUAAGUUUUCUUCGAAAACUGUGAUAUAUUUGUUAAAUCCUUGUCACGUUACUACAGCAAUACAGAUAUAUUUAUUAGCUGCGUCGCCUAGCGAUAUGGUAACGGCCGUAUUUAGAAUUCAAUUGAACUUUCUUAAUGGACCACUGUUAGCUUUCAUUUUUCCAGAGACGGAUACACGAAUUCUACCACUAGAAGCAUCCAUCUACUGGAUUCAGCAUGGAUUAAUGUUUGUUGUGCCUUAUUAUCUCUUACGACUAGGAGGAGUAUAUAACAUUGAAAAAUAUUCGGAUUUUAGUUGGAACGCCAUGAGCUUGAGUUUCAACAUUGUUUAUCACUUCCUUGUACUACAAUCAAUCGCAGUUCCUACGAUGGUGAACUUGAAUCAUAUGUUGUGUCCGGCCAUUUUAGAUCCAUUCGAAGGUCCAUACUACAGAAUAUUCGCAGUACUUCACCAGGCGCUGCUCUGUCCAUUACUAUGUAAAUUAUACUGUUUAAUCGCUGCAUUUUUAUUAACCAAAUUUUGGGCUACAAAAGUAAAAAGUACAUUGUGUUGUGAAGUGGAGAUGCCUAACACGAACGGUAAUGUUUUAGGUAGAAAUAGUCACAGUCACACCGAUUAGAAAUAAAUUUAAUUUAUGUACCUACUUAAUUAGAUACCUUAUAAUAGAACGGCAAUAAUGCUAAGCCUUUGUAGCUACGAUGAAGGUUUUAGAAAACAACGCAGUAAGGUCACGAUAAAUGUAAUUCCCUUGUCAUAGGAGGCGACACUGCAGCUACCAGUCAAUCACAAUCGGAAGAAUGAAGCGAAUACAAAAGUGUAAGCGUGAUCUUACUGUACCAGAAUUCAUAUCUCUACUUAGAAUAGGAAAUAAAGAUUUAACAGCCUCCUGGUGCGGGGGUUUCGCCUAUUAAAUGAAUUUAUUUAUCCUGAGCAGGUUUUUUUUGAUAUUGCACUGUUACAAAAUGCAAUGUUGAGAGUAGCGAGUAUGAGACAAAAAAACGAAAUACACCACAUUGAACUUAAUACAAUAAUCUACUCGAUUUUAGACAUAUUCCUUUGGAAUUUUGCAGCUAUACGUUCUUAUUUAUAAAUUUCCGUAGAUAUGCGAGUGGUGCUAAAUUUUCCAAUUGUUUAGCGUAUACUUAAUUAUUUACAGAAUUAUAUAUGCGAUGUUAAAUUAUAAAUAAAGAGUUAUCUAUCAA
Messenger RNA from Photinus pyralis (common eastern firefly), 1828 nucleotides. Its product is annotated as transmembrane protein 164. Bases 379 to 1245 code for a protein of 288 amino acids. The record is from RefSeq and is a predicted model, not a curated record. NCBI's taxonomy places the organism in Eukaryota, Metazoa, Arthropoda, Insecta, Coleoptera, Lampyridae. The transcript is spliced from 8 exons.